Molecule: messenger RNA, 3403 nt
Organism: Dreissena polymorpha
Lineage: Eukaryota; Metazoa; Mollusca; Bivalvia; Myida; Dreissenidae
Product: heat shock 70 kDa protein 12A-like
Exons: 9
Coding region: 413-1030 (205 amino acids)
Molecular function (GO): ATP-dependent protein folding chaperone; ATP binding
Source: RefSeq, a predicted model, not a curated record
ACAAGGAAUUAUUUGGGUUUAUUCAAUCAAUAAACACGCGAAAUCUUACAAAGAAUGAUUUUGGUUAAUUUACUUCCGCCUACAGAGAUCUCCUUGUCCAUAGUCUUAAGGAUUAGUUAUACUUUCAACAUGGCUGCAAAAGGAAAAGCUUUAGUGGUUGCCGCGAUCGAUUUUGGGACGACCUACUCGGGCUGGGCGUUUUCAUUUAAACACGAUUACGAUCGUGAUCCGACAAAAGUGUCAGCAAAAACAUGGAGUGGUGGCCAGCUUACUUCCUUAAAAGGUCCUACGUGUAUAAAUAAAACCAGACGGAAAGACACUUGAGGCAUUUGCAUAUGAUGCAGAAACUCGCUACAGUGAACUGAGCGAAAACAAUGAACACAAACAAUGGUUCUACUUUCGAAGGUUCAAAAUGGAAUUGUGGAAGAAGUCCAUACAUAAAGACACAGUCUUAGAAGACGAAUGUGGCCGAGAGCUUCUAGCAUUGACAGUGUUUUCCCUUUCAAUCAGAUUCAUGAAGGAUGACCUGUGCAAGAUAUCGGAAAGUCAAGUGGCAGGAUUGAAAGCAGACGACAUUCACUGGGUCCUUACCGUGCCUGCUAUUUGGAAUGAUUCAGCGAAACAGUUUAUGAGAUUGGCUGCGGAGCAGGCCGGGAUUUCAUCAGACAAGCUUACCCUUGCACUUGAACCAGAAGCAGCCUCACUGUACUGCAGACAUCUUCCUGUCCAGAAAGAUGGGGAAUCAAGUCUUUCCACAAUGAGGGCUGGAAAGAAAUAUUUAGUUCUAGAUGCAGGAGGUGGAACAAUUGAUAUUACGGUCCAUGAAGUAUGCACAGGAAAUAACCUUAAAGAAGUCCACAAAGCGAGCGGAGGUGACUGGGGAGGAACGAAAGUUGAUGCAGCAUUUAUGGAAUUUCUUGGAAAGAUCACAGAUAAAAAGGCGAUGCAGAAAUUCAAAGAUUAUAACAUGGAAGACUACAUUGAACUUCUUCGUGAUUUUGAGAUAAAGAAGAGAGCUAUAGACACUUAAAAACCUAGUAAAAUAACCAUGAUUGAUCAUGUGAAAGAUGUAACAGGAAUGACAUUGAAAGACAAACUGCAAUCAUCGGGUUACGGAAAAAAGGUUACGCUGGCCGGGGAUAAAAUUCGCUUGGAUCCAGAUAUAAUGCGUUCGUUCUUUAGCACAUCUUUGACGCAAAUCAUCGAACAUGUCUCUGAUUUGCUACGAAAAGUAGAAUGCAGGGGCGUGGAGGCCAUAUUGAUGGUUGGGGGAUACUCCGAGUGCAUGCUUCUCCAAGAAUCCAUCAAACAGCGGUUUUCGCAUCUGAAAAUCAUCGUUCCACCCGAUGCAGGGCUUGCUGUUAUGAAGGGUGCGGUCAUAUAUGGUCAUUUCCCCAUGGCCAUUACCGAGCGCGUUUCAAAGUAUACAUACGGUACAGAUAUAGCAAAAAUAUUCAUCGACGGGGAGCAUCCUUUGUCUAAACGUAUAAUAUACAAAGAUGGUUCCAUUCGGUGUGAAGAUAUUUUCUCUAAACUUGUUGAAGUUGGAGAUACGCUUGUUGUCGGCCAAGCACAGAAUGAAGCAUCAUAUACACCAGUUUUCGAUGAUCAGAAAUCUAUGAGUGUGGAGAUAUUUGCUACUAGUGACAAAAAUCCAAAAUUUACAACCGAUGUCGGAUGCCAGAAAAUUGGCGGCAUUGAUGUACCACUUGCCGGAAGUGGGACCAAGCGGUCAGUUAAGGUUCGCAUGAUUUUUGGUGGUACUGAAAUUACAGUAGAGUGCCAGGAAGAAGCUACGGGAAACAUCACACUGUUGCCAAUUAACUUUCUGAUUUAAAGAACUUUUCGUAAAAGGACGGAAUAUCUACAUUCGAACAUGCCCAUGUACACAGUGUUUUUGUAUUUGCUGUAGUGGCUACAAGAAAUGCAGGUCAGUUUUCAUUUCGUUCAAGGUUCGACGUCCUCGUCUGAAACUGACUAAGUAACUUCAACAGCUACACCGCCCAUCAAUUAAAAUCACCCAUAACUUGUUUUAAGAAUAAAUUCCAGGAAUAGUUAACCUUAAAUGUGUUUACUUGAAACUUUAAGUGUGAAGUAGUAACAAACUUUAGCAUCAAAUACAUAUCAAACUUAUUGUUUGUGUUCUGACAUUAAUAGGUCUCUUCUGUUUUCAAAGUAUCAAAUAACACAUAAGAGCUGAUCGCUGACAGCUUGUGUUACAUUAAUAACGUUCAGACACGAUUCAGGAUUCUUUGCAAACAUAUCAUUUAAAAAUGGCAUCGACACCUGCUUUAUAACAGUUGUGCCAUUUUUUGUUUUAUUUAUGAAUGUAUUUUAUUCACUGUACUAUUGUCGAUUAUCUUCAUCCUUUUAUUUUGAAAAUGGUUUGAUACAGGUUUAUUGUAUUCAAUGCUUUUUCACUUGAUUAUACAACCAUUUUGAAACACUAUGAAAGUGUGUAAAAAUUAUUGUAUUUGUUUAUAUUUUGGGUUUUGGGUUUGAAAUAACCUUAAGGGACCUACUUAAUAUAACUCGUAUACUUUCCAUGUUAUAUGCGAGUGUAUAUCAUCUAAAUUUGAAAUUCUGUUGAACUAAGCAAUGUACUUUGCUCAAUGGAACAGCAGUUAAACAGCGUUUCUAAAUAACUAUGAGUUAUGUUGUAUACCUUGGGUUUUCGUUAUUAACCUAUUAAAUGCUGUAGUAUAGUCCGUGUGAUCUAAGGCGCGUGACCAGUUUUAAUCCCGGGGCAUAAUUUGAACAAGCUUUGUACAUAACCUCUAGAUGAUUCAAAAUAUCAAAACUCUAGGCACUACGCAUUUAAGUUAGAGAGAAGAUGUUUGCUACUGUGUUCACUGUAUACAUAUAAGAGUAACAAGUUGCUAGCAGGGUUCGGCAAAUUUUCCCCCCAUUGGGGAUGCUUUGCUCAAAUUUACUACAAUACUAAUAUAACAUUUAUCAUGUUAAAAUACAGCUCUGGGACUUAUAGAUUACGUGAAGAAAUGUAUUUUAAAUGAUUUUUCGAUAUAAUUACUCUCAAUAAAUCAUAAAUUGCCGAUCACUCUGUCAGUUUAGACCCAAUGGUGAUUUUUCUACAAAAUGUGAGUCAUGAUUUUGUAAUAUUAACAAUAAACGAAGGAACAUUUGAUAACGAAUUAAUAUCCUAACUGGGACUUUCUCACCACCGAUGUUGAUUUUGAAUUAAGAAACACAAAUAAAAUUUCAACGAAAUAUAUUUGUUUUAAUGUCUAAACACAUUCAUCAUAUCGUAUUUAAAAAAAGCACUUCUACUAUGUCCAUGCACUAAAAAGUCGUUUUUGAGAUUUGUUGACAUUUAAGUGUAUGAUGUUUACUUUCCUGUCCCUUUCGUACAAUUACAAGUACAUGUUCAUGGGUUAAAUCGUAA